ACAAAAAAAAAUUUUUUUUAUGUCAAAGUUAUUACUGUCAUUCCUCUUUACCAUAGAUAAAAAUAAUACGUGAGACUCUUUGCAAAUGUACCCAUACCUUAUAUAAUAGAAAAAAUUAGAGAUUAUUAAUCAUAAUUACAAGAUAGGUAUUUAUUUUACUCAUGGCUGUUGAGCUAAGAGCUCUGUUUGGGCGGUUCACACACUACAGUUAUAUAACUAGACGCAGUUUUAGAACAACUUCGAUGAGAAUGGAGAAGGCACUUGAGAAUCUGAAAACUAAUCCCUACUAUGAGAAAUAUGCUAACAGAAUAGCAGAGUUACAAAAUACAUCGCCAGAGGAAUUCAUGGAAAGAGUCGAACAAUGUGACAAGGCUAAGAAAAAUGAAACAAAAAAGAAAUUUGCAUCUGUUGAUACUAGGCAAUUCUCAUCAGUCCUUAAUCCAAAACAAGCACUCGGAAAAGAAAUUAAUGUGCCAGACAAGAAAUUGGAGGACAUAUUUAAAAUAGAACUUGUUAUUGACAAGAGUUCAACAGAAAUUAAAAGUAUAUGGGAAGAGUAUCAUCAAAAUAAAGAGGUCAUAUCGGCAACUAUUCCUGUAGACGUUUACUCAAAUAUUAAAGAGACAAUGAAUCAUUUCCCAGUGUUCCUGUUUCCUCUUCCACGCUCACAGGGCUAUGAGUUUAUCAUGUGCCAGAUGUAUGGACACACUGUUCAUUUUACUCCAUUAUUAGCUUAUCAGGUCCACAAAGAAAAUGCACCAGAAUGUCUAACCAUGGUCCACUAUACAGAACUAAGUGACAAAGGGAUCAUACUUAUGAGAGGAGAAUAUGAUAAAAAUGUACUGAAUGGUAAAGAAGCACAGUGCAUAGCAAAUCAAUUCCAAAUGUACUAUAGUGGCAAAGAUCCAGAAAGGCUAAAACUUUUAGAAUCAUUCACAAAGAGUCCGGACACAUUCAAGCACAUGGAUCUGAUAUCACAGUUGGAAAACAUCAGUUUGACUUAGAUGAAUAAUAAACAUGUUACUUUAAAA
Bombyx mori (domestic silkworm) is the source of this 1031-nucleotide messenger RNA. RefSeq names its product ATP synthase mitochondrial F1 complex assembly factor 1. The coding region runs from base 162 to 1004 and encodes 280 amino acids. Gene Ontology annotation, cellular component: mitochondrion. Gene Ontology annotation, biological process: mitochondrial proton-transporting ATP synthase complex assembly. NCBI's taxonomy places the organism in Eukaryota, Metazoa, Arthropoda, Insecta, Lepidoptera, Bombycidae. The record is from RefSeq and is a predicted model, not a curated record. The transcript has 4 exons.